AUUGCAACAGGGAAAUUCAUUAAUUCUGCUUACCCUCCUCCCCCGCGGCCUUAUAAACAACACCUAAACAUCACGUUUUACUUAAACAGGAGGAUGAAGUUUGUAUUUGUGCUAUCGCUGAUGCUGUGUUACAGUUCAGCUCAGAGUGCUGAUUCAAGUGAGUAUAUUGUACUGUCCAACCUAUAUGAUUCAGCGCAAGGCACUAAUGCGCACUAUGUGUAGCCGAGAGAUUUUCACGAAAAAAUGCUGGCAACAGCAGAUUUUCGACUCAGACCUUAAAGGGGCGUGGCAUUAUAACCACGUGACAUUUACUCCGAACGCCAAAAAUUUUAUGUUAUAUUGUAGAUUGAUCUAUAUGUUAUCCAUUCUAUGUGUUAUACUUACGAUAAAAGUAAAGGUGGGGAUACCAGAGAGCUUCAAAGUAGGAUGGUACCCCCUAAAAAAAACUGGGUCGAGUGACCCUAAGCGGCCAUUGAGUCUGCAUUUUUUGUGCUCUCUUAUGGGGGUCGCAUGUAUUUUUAUCGCGCAGAAUAUACUACGCCCGUAUUUUUCUCCUGUCCGUCCACCCAAUCAGCUGACAUGGAGAAAACAGAAACUAGUGUUUAACUACCAGAUAUCUGAUAACUUUUCUUCUUUAAGUUUUUUUUUUUUUUUUUUUGCCAAUUUUCGUGAUCCACCUAUCGUGUUCAAAAACUCAAUCACCCUAGGUCAGAUUUGAUUUCAGGUAAUAUCCUGUAAGUUUGCCACAUUGCAUUUUUAAACCAGUGGGAAAAUAGUGGGACUUAGGAAAUUCGUUUAGUUUGUUAUGUCAUCUAAAACUUUCGAAAAAGUAAAGAACGUAGAAAAAAGAACAUUGAGGGUGAGACCCUUAAGUUCUCUAUUGAUUAAGAGAACACAAGUCUGCGUGUAAAAUGACAAUCUGAUUUUAUAGGAUGUGGUUCUGUGGUAAACAACACCUUGACAAGUCCUGGAUUUCCAACACAGUACCCAAAUAACAUGCACUGUGUGUACAACGUUUCCAUUCCAUCCGGAAAGGCGCUGAAGAUCAGUUUUUCAACUUUUUCCCUGGAACCAAAUGCUCGAUGCCGGUAAGUAAUUUAACAAUAGACAGCUUUAGAGUCACGUUUACGGCAAACGGCAAACGUCAGAUUCAAGUUGAUAAUAUCUCAAAUUAAAAAAAUUAGCAGGUAAAAACAGCUCAAAGCAAUUCUUAUGGAUAAAACUGGCGUGAAACAAUUCACUUUCUUGUAGAAGUAAUGAACAAUAAACAUCAAGAAAAGGGAAAAAUUGGUCACGUGGUACAGAUUCACUUUUGCCGUUUACAAUAAAGUUAACGUGACUGAUGGCAAUUCAGACAAUUGAAAACCACUUAACUGACUCAGCUUUAGUAAGAGUAGCCUAGGAACUUAAAUUCAAGUGAUACUUGUUACUCUAAAACGUAACAUUUUUGCUGGUCAAAACAUACUCACGAAUUCCGAUGUUCGGCUUGUACGCUGCAAGUUUGCGGAUCUGUGAUAUUAGGCCUAGAAAUAAGGCAAAAUCAGGCUUCUAAAAACCCAGGCUGGCAAAAACACCGGCCAAUGAGAAUAGCCCUCUAGUUUUAAAAUAAAGAUAGACCUAGCUUUAGAAACGGAUAACACGAAGAAGAAUGUAAAACACACAAGAAUUAAAGAGUAUCUGCCAGUAAAUUAGCGGUCUGGUCGACAUGGCGUGAAAAAUAGAUAUCGCUCAUUUCUUGUGCGUUGAAAGACUUUCAUGUACCUGCACUUAACGGCCCCAAUCCGCUAGAUUGUAUUUUUAAAACUCUCGAAUUUUUGAGACAAUUUUGGUUCACCCCAUCCAACGCUCGCGUUGCGCGGCUUAAUUCAAGGCUGAACAUCAACAAAACUUUUAAUGUUGAUUUGGUCUGAUUUGGAAAGUAAUAUUAAUUAUUAGAUAAAAGAGAUAACAAAAAAAGCCAUCAUAAUUCCUUUGACAUAACACAAUAACAUUAAGCACAAUUUAACGCCAUAGCAAGAUUUUAACGAUCCCCUUUCCGCACUGGUAGAUCAGGUGGAGCCAAACCACCCCCCAAAUGGGUUUCAAAUGUGUCAUUUGCCCUCGGAUAAAAAAAUUGAAGUAGAGUAACAUAUAUAGAAAUCAUGAUAUUUUGUGAAAGAUUACUUCCGAAAAAAAUAUAAUUUCUACGAUUUCUUCGAUUCUUUCUUCUCCUAAACCUGCCUAAACAGUGCAUUCAUUAGUCAUUGACCAGGUGACAGCCUUUACUUCAUCAGUAUGGUAUUUUUGUUGUUUCGGCGCAGAUAGCUCUCUCUCGAAAUGUUCCUAGCGGAAGAGAGCGAUGGGAGUCGGCUGUUUCGCAGCCUAAUGAACAAAAUUUAUCCAAACUAUUAUUUACAAAAUCGAAUGUUCGUUGCUGGUGCUCGUAGAUAGGCUCAAAAGGCGUAGAGACUUCUCAUUGGCUAAACCGAGAUCUGACCAAUGAUAUGGUUUUCGAUCUGGAAAAUGCGAUACAGCUUUUUUUAAAAUCCAAGUUAAGAUUUCACGCCUUAAGGCUUUUACGUGAGUUGAGAUGAGUGAAUUCCCUUUUACAGGCCUUUGUCAUCUGUAAGUAGGUCAAAAGCAAGAGAACAUAAAAGCCUCUUGUUGAACGUUAAUUGCCAUUUGUAGACGGCGGCAAUUCGACUGCUCGGGAGUGACUCAAGUGCAACAUAAAAUGAAAGAAUUUGAUCGGCGGCUUGAUAUUCCGCAGAAACGUUUGGAGCUUCCUUAACUCCACCAUAAAGCACGACUCGCAAUUAGUCGAGGUAGGAGAACAUAAAAGGCUUUAAUGUUCUCUUGGCGGUUAGGGUUAUUUCUUAGAAUUUAAGUGCCCUUGUUUAGUAAAAAACAUAUCUUUCCCUUCUAGGUAUGAUUAUUUGAGGAUUGUAGAUGAUGACAACAGAACACUUGGUACAUAUUGUGGGCGCGAACUUAGUGGAAAGGUAGUUUUGGUAAAUGGAAACUACGCAUUAAUAACUUUCCGCUCUCACCGCUACGCUGUUCAGCGAUACCCGGGAUUCCAACUGAGGAUAUCAUUUACUGAAAAUCAAAAUGGUAUGUUCAAAUAA
This is a messenger RNA of Porites evermanni, 3107 nucleotides long. The record is from the annotation of a GenBank genome assembly. Lineage: Eukaryota; Metazoa; Cnidaria; Anthozoa; Scleractinia; Poritidae.